GUUUGCUUAUUAGAUUCAUUGUAAAAUCAACGUAUCUAGGCAAUAUUAUAGUCUAGAUACAUCAAUUUUACAAUGUAUCUAAAAACUCAACAUUUUCUUAUAUAUAGGACUAGAGGGAGUACUAUAUUAGAUUAACUUAAUUCAUGGAAUUUUGGUCCAUAUUUUAGAGAUGUGGAGAACUUGUAUGUAUCCCAAGAACCUUAUGUUGCUGCCAUGAUUUAUAUUUACCGUGAUCCUUGGUUAUCAAUUAUUGAAAGAGUAUUCUCAUUAGUCAUUACCAUGCUGCAGUUUCUAUAUUAAUGAAUGUUACUCGAGUCACAGAUUCUUAGUGGCGAUUACUAUUUUUCACGUAUCAAAGCUCACACUUUAAACAGUGGGAUUCCAUGAUCAAGCUGCCGAGAUGAUUGCUGGAAAAUUGUUGUACUAGUUGCAGUGCAGUUUGAUUCAGUUUUGCAGUUCGAUUCAACUUCUAUGUUUUUCUUUCAACAGUCCUAACCUUAAGGACAAUGUUGUUGUGGACGGAUGUAGUCAUGAUCCGUAACUAGGAAAUACUCAAAGAGAUUAAGCCUGCUUCAAAAGAGACCAAAGAAAGACAGUUCAGACACAUUAGAAGAGUCCCAAAAAGGGUUGCUGACUAUGCUUAAGGUCUCCUCUUGUUGUCACAUAUAUUUUCAUAUUCCUAUUCCCUUUUUAGUUGUUAGAUUCUAGUAAAGCAUAUGGACUAUUUGGUUUCAUAUUAUGUUUUCAGCUGGUUCAUGUUCGAGCAUUUGAAAUUUUGUCUUGUAACAUGUAUUGGAAGCAAUCUCCGCUAUUCGUGGCUAGGACAUUUUUGUACUCCUCAUGUUAUAGUUUAAGUUGUUUGCUUUGUCUUUGAUCUCGGUUUGUAAUUGGGCUAGAGUGCCCGUUAUAAUCCAUUUAAAAAAGUGUAUUGGAAGUAAUCUUGUCGUUCGAUAUAUUGUCCUGUUUUAGACUUAUACAGAUUGUUGUUCUUGAGUUAGGUACAAAUUGGUGUGUCGCUGUCAUGGGGAAAAAUCCACUGGUAUCAUAGUUGAAGACAGCGAUAAAAUAUGGUUCCGUUGUGAUUCUUCAUAUUUGUAUUGUGGAAAUUUGCCAUCUAAGUUCUUCUCUCUGGCUACUUCAAUAAUUAAUUACCUUUUUGCUGCUUUAAUUCUUAAAGCAAUUUGAGGACGCAUGUGUAAAUUUGGGAUGUACAUCAACUGCCAUUCAUGUUGAGCAAUUUGCUUCCUAGUGAUUUGUUACUCAGAAAUGCAAAAGGUAUGUUCUAUUGAUUACUAGUUAUUUAAACAAUUACGACAAAUAAUAAUUUUAAGUCGGACGUUUACACAAAAAUAAUGUGGCACCACUAUUCAAAAUCUCAUUUCAUUGUAGAAUAAUUACAAUCAUACUUUGCUUUAUAUGUUUUCUUUAGUUGUUACGUUCUGGUUUUAUGUUAUUCAUAAUGGAUAUAGUAGCUAUAGCAGAUUUUUUUAGGCUUUUCCUGAUCACAACCUUAAGGACAAGGUUGUUGUGAACUAAUGGAGUCAUAAUAUGUAGCUGGAAGAUAAUCGAAGAGAUUGGACCUGCUUCAAAAGAGACUUAAUGUAUGUUUGGAUGGACAGUGACUUUAACAAAUUCACGGUGGCACCAUGAUUUUGUUGAAACUCCAAAAUAUAGUUUUUGCAAAAUCAAUGUGACUCGCUAUGAAUCCAAACAUGCACUAAAGAAGACAGCUCAGACACAUUAAAAGAGGCCGAAAAGGGGAUGCUGAAUAUAAGAUUAAGGUUUAAAGCAAACUUCAUAGACUAUGGUAUCAAUCAAUGGUUUUGGAAUACAAGAGCUUGCCUUGGAAUUGUGGACAUAUGAAUUUGGUCUCGGUUUGGUCAGAUUCUGGAUUGAGGUGUGUAUAUCUAAAAUUAGGCUAUGUUUGAUAUACUUUUGUGUACUAUUUUCAGGACUGGAUUGCCCGUUUUUAAGUCAGUGGCGGGAAUUGAUAGGGGAGUUCCAGUAUUGCUAUCAAAUUUGCGGUGGAAGCUGCAUUGUUGCCUAUUAUUAGCUGGGAGGGGUGCAACUUAGCUUGGGAAAUGAUAUUGAGAAACAACAAACCAAAUGAUUAUACUUUUAAUAUAUUGGUUAGUGCAUAUUGCAAGGAAGGAAAGGUGAAACAAGCGUUCAAUGUGUUGGCUAUGAUGAUAGCAGAAGGUGUAAAACCAGAUGUUGUUACUUAUAAUGCUUUAAUGGAUGGGUAUUGUGUAGUUAAUCAAGUGAACAAGGCCAAAGUUAUAUUCAACACUAUGGCCCAAAGAAGAGUGAUGCCCGACGUUCUUAGCUAUAAUGUCAUGAUUAAUGGGCUGUGUAAGAUUGGAAUGAUGGAUGAAGCCAUAAAUUUCUUCAAAGAAAUGCAAAGCAAGAAGGUUAUUCCUAGUACGGUAACUUACAAUUCUCUUAUUAAUGGGCUCUGUAAGAUUGAAAUGAUUGAUGAAGCCAUGAAUCUCUUCAAAGAAAUGCAAAGCAAGAAGAUUAUUCUUAAUACACUAACUUACAAUACUCUUAUUGACGGUUUGUGCAAAUUAGGGAGAAUCUAUCAUGCUUGGGAGCUUCAUGAUGAGAUGCAUGAUAGAGGUCAACCUGCUGAUGUAAUCAGUUACACUUCCUUAUUACAUGCUUUAUGUAAAAACCAUCAUGUUGGUAAAGCAAUUGCAUUGAUCAAAAAAAUUGAAGACCAAGGCAUUCUACCAGAUGUGCACACAUACAAUAUACUUAUUGACGGACUAUGCAAAGAAAAAAGACUUAUGGAUGCCCGAGUGAUUUUUCAAGAUCUUUUGAUUAAAGGCUAUAAGGUAACAGUCUGGACAUAUAAUAUUAUGAUUCAUGGUCUUUGUUUAGAAUUCUUGUUUGAUGAAGCUAUGGCUCUGCUGUCAGAAAUGAAAGACAAUGGUUGCAUUCCUGAUGCUGUAACUUAUAAAGUAAUUAUCCCUGCUCUCCGUGAAAUGUUUUCUAGAGGUCAAUUGUAAGAGAAGUACUAGUUAAGAUUAUUUCUUGUAACUUAUUAGGCUACUUUGAAUUUUGAUGACAAUGGUCUAAUGUUUAUUAUUUGUUUAAAUAUUUACUUGAUAGUUACAUAUACAAAGGAUGAUUGACUACACAAUGAGCUCAUUACCAGUUUAGUUUAAAUGAAAAGUCACGUGUUAUGUUCAUUUUGUUAUUAAAAUUAUACCAAAUGUCUUGGUAAAUGCUAAUACUUUUUGUUGCUCUAAUUUUUCAUAUUCAAAUUCUAAUGCAAUUUGACGAUGUGUGUCAUGUGUAAGAUUGAGAUAUAUAUCAAAUGCCUCCUGUUGCGCACAUCAAUUGCUUCCUAGUUAUUUGUUACUCAGAAAUGCAAAAAGGUAUGUUCUAUUGAAUAUUAGUGGAUUAAAACAAUUAUGACA
Messenger RNA from Trifolium pratense (red clover), 3425 nucleotides. Its product is annotated as pentatricopeptide repeat-containing protein At3g22470, mitochondrial-like. NCBI's taxonomy places the organism in Eukaryota, Viridiplantae, Streptophyta, Magnoliopsida, Fabales, Fabaceae. The coding region runs from base 2082 to 3011 and encodes 309 amino acids. The record is from RefSeq and is a predicted model, not a curated record. The transcript is spliced from 4 exons. Gene Ontology annotation, molecular function: protein binding.